UUAUAAUUGCACACGACAUAGAAAGGCGGACCCGAUAUACGACGAAGACCAUAGCGCAUCGCCUUUCCUUUAUAUUUCAUAAAGAAACCUUUGAACGAUGCUGAACCGCUUCGCCCUCGGACUGAGCCUGCUCCUGCUUUCGUCGAACGCCGGCGCUCUCAAAAUCGAUAAUCCUGGCCCAUUGUCUACUGUUUCACCCGGCCAAAAUGUGCCUAUCUUUGCCAGUGCGGACGGAAGGUCAAGUCCAGCAACAUUCACCUUCUGUGCUGUACUUGACGCCGCGAACCGUCGCGUCAGCGGGUGUGGAGGCGGUACUUCUUUCGACGCAGCUGAUCUCAGCAGUGGAAGGGUGACCGCUGUGCUUCCUCCCAGUCUACCCCCAGGCAGCUACCGCGUCGCCAUUGGAACAGCGGGUGCGACGUGUGCGGGUCUUUCAUGUGCUAGCAACCAGGUCGUGGGAGAUGCAUUCACCAUCGCUCCGAAGCAGGUGUCCUCAGCAAAGCUAUCAAGCCCAGCGAACGACCCGAGUGCUUUCGGAAUCAUUGUGACCAUAGGCACGAAUGUCGCAGCUGGUCAAGUCACCCCCUUUAAGGUCGACACGGAUCCACGCUUCGAUGAAGCCACCGACAUCACUGCCUGCGAGUUCCAAGCCGCUGGCACGACUGGGGGCGAUGGUAUCAAAUGUGUUGGCGCUGAUGGAGCGCCGCUGUCUGGAACACUCAAGAUCGCUGAUUUGCGCUCAGGGAAAUAUGGCGUGAGCCCGGCGGCCGCGACGAGAGGAUCGUUCGUGGUGCAUUUGAGCGUCUCGAGCGCGGGAUGCCGCGUGGAUGACGGUUGCAGAGCUGAUGAGGUGACGAGCGCAGCGUUCCAAGUGGUAGCUGCGAAGGACGUUAAUCCAGCACCUGCUCCCGCACCUGCUCCCGCCCCGGCCCCCCCACAAGUAACCUCACCGGCAGUCCCACAAAUAAGCGUCCCUCCUCCAGCAAGCUCGACCACCUCAGCGCCUCCCGCGGCAGUCACCAGAAGCACGGUGGUUGUUGUCGAGCCAUCCGCAUCAGCGCCUCCCACGGCUCCGGACCCCACCCCGUCCAAAUCAUCAGUGCGAGCAUCCACCACCUCUGCAGCAGUGUCGAGGUCUACCCCAGCAGCGUCGCCCACCGUCCUCAUCCAGAGUGCAGCCGGACGCAUGGUAGCGCAACCGGUCGAAUGGUACAGCUAUGUUGUCGCUUUGAUGGUUGUCGUUCUCUUUACCUCCACUCCCAUAUGAUUUCUCGGGAUCGCUCUAUUCGGG
Messenger RNA from Fimicolochytrium jonesii, 1291 nucleotides. RefSeq lists its product as uncharacterized. The transcript is spliced from 2 exons. The coding region runs from base 98 to 1267 and encodes 389 amino acids. The record is from RefSeq and is a predicted model, not a curated record. NCBI's taxonomy places the organism in Eukaryota, Fungi, Chytridiomycota, Chytridiomycetes, Spizellomycetales, Powellomycetaceae.